AUGGCGAAGACCAGAGGAGGCCUUUCCGGCUCCCCAUCCUCACCGACACCUCGACCACAUCGAGCCGCCAUGGGAGUCGCAGCUUCGCCACCUGUUCAGGCCCCGGCCAUUCCCCCAUCUGAGGGGGAAGCCCCUUCUCAGCGCCGAUACCCCACCAGGAGGCCACCCACGGACCCAAUGCCACCAGCCGAUCAAGCCACGAGCUCUGUUUCUCGGCCACCAGCGAAGAGAACCAAGUUCUCGGGUCCUGGAGAGCCAUCCCACGCACCUCAGCCAAAGCCACCUACAGAGGACUCUCGGAUUCCUGUGGGGAUUACUCCUGAGACCGUUAUCAGGCGUCCCAUGAUAACCGGACCACCGAUAGAGGCCUACUUUGCACCCCAGGGAGCCCCAGUUGUGCCUGCACCUCCAGAGCUACCCCAAGAUGAGCAGAUGCCUCAGGCCCAGCAGGAUGAGAUUCUCACAGAGACCACACCUCCUGCCCCUGCAACACACCCCUCAGAGCAUAUUCCUGAGCCUAUACAUCCUAUUUCUCCUAUCACUUCGGAUCCACCAAACAAUGAUGAUGAAGAUGAAAUAGAUGAUAACCUUCAACAUGGUGGAGUGCAUGUGGAUGUAGAUUGUGAGAGUCUUGAUGAUCCUCUACGUCAACUAGUGAUUGAAGGGGGCGUGACCACUCAUUCUGGAAAACACAUUGUGAUUAUUGUGGGGAUCAUAGAGGUAAGAAAGAAUCAAGACUAG
This is a messenger RNA of Vitis vinifera (wine grape), 741 nucleotides long. Its product is annotated as vegetative cell wall protein gp1. The record is from RefSeq and is a predicted model, not a curated record. The transcript has 3 exons. Lineage: Eukaryota; Viridiplantae; Streptophyta; Magnoliopsida; Vitales; Vitaceae. The coding region runs from base 1 to 741 and encodes 246 amino acids.